AACAUGAAGAUCCUUUUCGUGUGCAUCGGGAACUCCUGCCGUUCGCCGAUGGCAGAGGCAAUUAUGAAACAUAUGGUGAUGACCGAAGGUCUAAACUGGACCGUUGAUAGUGCGGCAAUUGCUGAUUGGAAUGUUGGUUACUCACCGGAAGAACGUUGCCUGGCCGUUUUACGAGAGAAUUCUCUAGAUUCCAAUCAUGUUGGUAGGCAGAUCACGUCGGAUGAUUUUAAGCAAUUUGAUUACAUUUUUGGGAUGGAUGAGAGCAAUAUGAACGAUUUACACCGUUUGGCCCCCGAGCAUUGCCGAGCCAGGAUUGAACUUUUGGGAAAUUAUAGAAUGAAGGAAUUGGAUAAGAUUAUUUUCGAUCCUUAUUUUGAGCGAGGUAUUCAUGGCUUCAGAAAGUGCUACGAUCAAAUUGUAAUAUGUUGUAGAAAUUUUAUUCAACAAAAACAUUCAAACCAAUUAAGUGAAAAUUCUAAACACAAUCAUUUGCAAUAAGUUUUCCGGC
Molecule: messenger RNA, 508 nt
Organism: Malaya genurostris
Lineage: Eukaryota; Metazoa; Arthropoda; Insecta; Diptera; Culicidae
Product: low molecular weight phosphotyrosine protein phosphatase 1-like
Exons: 3
Coding region: 4-498 (164 amino acids)
Biological process (GO): protein dephosphorylation
Cellular component (GO): cytoplasm
Molecular function (GO): acid phosphatase activity; non-membrane spanning protein tyrosine phosphatase activity
Source: RefSeq, a predicted model, not a curated record